This is a messenger RNA of Trichoplax adhaerens, 1650 nucleotides long. RefSeq lists its product as uncharacterized. The record is from RefSeq and is a predicted model, not a curated record. Gene Ontology annotation, cellular component: eukaryotic translation initiation factor 3 complex; cytoplasm. Lineage: Eukaryota; Metazoa; Placozoa; Uniplacotomia; Trichoplacea; Trichoplacidae. The coding region runs from base 1 to 1650 and encodes 549 amino acids. The transcript is spliced from 15 exons. Gene Ontology annotation, molecular function: translation initiation factor activity. Gene Ontology annotation, biological process: translational initiation.
AUGGCUGCUCGAUUUAUUCCACCAGAAAUUCCUGACAACCCCAAUGGCUGGGGGCCUUACAGUGUUCCAAAUGAGUUCCAAGAAAUUCCUUACCAGCCUUUUGCUAAGAGCGAUCGACUUGGAAAGGUAACAGAUUGGAAUGCUGUAGGUACCUCUCAAGAUAAGAAAACGAAAGAUAAAUAUGCGGCACACUUUGGAGCUGGAGGCUCUGCGUAUAGCUACUACCAUGAUCAAGAUGAUACCUUCAAAUUAGUUGAUACAAAUACUAGGAAGGACAAGCAUGGACAUCGCCGGUAUAUGUACAAUAGACAGCGAUACAAUCGUCGGCAGGUCUACAACACUCAUGGCAAUCGUGACAGGCCCCUAACGAUUAUUAAUCUUCAAUUUUCUUUGCUUAGGGACAAUCGUCAACGCAAGAAACAAAAACACUAUUAUUCAUACGGCCGCGGCCACCACCAACAACCGCAAGCUAAACAUCGCACAGCUUCCGUAGAAGUACUUUAUAACUGGAAAGAAUUUGACGAAAUAUCAUUCGCUCAGUUGAGUAAGCUCAAUUUACCCGACGUUGGCCAACCGGAAGACCUUUACUGUUGCGGUUCUAUGGAAUACUAUGACAAGUCUUACGAUCGAGUAAAUGUAAGAAACGAAAAGCCCUUGUUACCAGUCAAUCGAACUUUUCAUAAAGUAACUACAACGGAUGAUCCAAUUAUUCGCAAGCUAACUUCGAAAGGGAAUGUUUUUGCUACGGAUGCUAUAAUUGCGACCUUGAUGACUUGCUCGAGAUCCGUCUACCCCUGGGAUAUCGUUGCUCAUCGCGUACGUGAUAAACUUUUCCUUGACAAGCGCGAUGAUUCGGGGUUUGACUUGUUAACUGUUAAUGAAACCUCGUACGAUCCGCCUCCAGAUGAUGAAGACGGAAUAAACUCUGCACAAAGUCUAGCACUUGAGGCAACAAUAAUUAAUCAACAUUUCUCACAACAAGUUCUUAAGAAGGGGGAGCGAUUUGAAUUUGAUAAGCCUAACCCAUUUGUGCAAGAGGAAGAGGACAGCGAUGUUGCUUCCGUUGGCUAUAGGUAUCGUAAAUGGGUAUUAAAGAAAGAUGAUGCAGCUGCUAUCGAAUUGAUAGUCAGAUGCGAGCAUGACGCUGUAUGGGUUACUGCUAGCAGCGAGCCAACAUUUAUGAAUAUUAAAGCUUUAAAUGAAUACGAUCCACAAGUAAUAAAAGCAGAAUAUUGGCGUAAAAAGUUAGAUACUCAACGAGGUGCAGUUCUUGCGGCAGAACUUAAGAAUAAUAGCUAUAAGCUAACCAAAUGGACUGCUAGCGCAAUACUAGCUGGAUCACAAAUUCUUAAAUUUGGUUACGUUUCUCGUGUCAAUCCAGCCAGUACCUCAAAACAUGUAGUUCUUGGAACACAACAAUAUUCAUCUGUAGAAUUUGCGUCGCAAAUAAAUUUACAAAUGGACAAUGCUUGGGGUAUCCUUCGAGUAAUUAUUGAUACUUUGAUGUCAUACAGUGAAGGCAAAUAUGUUAUUUUGAAAGAUCCGAAUAAGCCUAUGAUUCGUUUAUAUUCUGUGCCUGAAAACACCUUCGAAGAUGAAGAUGGUGAUGAUUAUUCCGAAAAUGAAGGUAAGUUUUUAGGGUAUAACUAA